UGGAGCCUCUGAACUCGGGGCUCCUGUUAGUAGAAAUAGUGGAUCCAAGGCAAGCGAAACAUCCUCACAGUCCCAGAAAAGGACGCCUGGUUUGUUCAAGGUCAGGGAACGGUUGUUAGCUAUGUGUGCAUGUAUACUUUAAGAAUGUUUUGAUCUGCUUCGGUAAUGAUCUCAAGCACAGGGAACUUCUGGAAAUGGAGUGGUUAAGCAGAGACCUGGGUAGCUCAUAGCCCUCCCUGAAAGCUCACAGUUGCAGUAGUGUGACAUUUCCACUCUUCUGUAUUCGGAGAUACUGUAAUUAACCUUUUCCUGAUCUGUGCUUCUCUACCACUUUGUCCUUGACCUUUUUCAAAAGCUCCUUGGUCUUCUUGGUUGGUUCGUCAUAGUACUGUGAGUUGUGGCUUAAAAUUGAAGUGGAGGUUUCCAGUUGGGUGCCCUGUGAUGUGCCCUGCCCUGCACCCGUUUGCUGGGAUCUGGCUCCCUUGAGACCCAGAAGAGGUUGGAAACCGAAGGGAUUGACUCCUAACUGAAGGAAUUUAGAGGCUCAUUUUACUCAGGGGUUAAACUUUGCUUACACAGAGACUGAAUCACUCAUUUGGGAUCUUUCAAUCUACUUGUUUGCACCUGAACGGAUUUUUAGUUUCCUUAACAAAGAGGGUGAAAAUACUUAUGUAAUGGAAGUGUCGUAAUUGCAAGAUCAGAUAGUAAAAAGUGGAAGCUUUGUAGGGAGUGAAUACUGAAAACCAGAAAAAGGAUUCAGAAAACUAUCUUUCCAAUUACAAUAUCCUUCUGUAAUAUCCAGAUGUUUUGCGAUUGCACAGCUGCAAACCUCUGGCCUAUGUGCUUCUUCCCAGGAGCAGGAGGGUUUAAAAAAGACUCAUUUCCACAGCAGACAGGCUCUGGAGCUGCACGUCUAGGGCUUCUGCUCCUCGUCCGCAGGGACGGGCCCGUACUGUACACUGCUGAAGCCCCUCAGGAUACUGACCUGCCGUGUGAUCUGAGGGGGCUGUGGACUUGUUGUUUCCCAGAGGAGACGUGGACUUGUCGUUCCCACGCGCUGCCCGGAAGCCUGGAAGACGGAGUCUUGUUGUCACCAGAACAACCCCGAAGGAGGAGAGAGUGGAGAGGACAGUGAAAGGAAAGCCAUUCGCGUGAGACGUGUUCCAGAGACCGCAGCUCCCCCUGCUGCCAGCCCAAGGGUCGCCGAGGGAGCGCGUCCCUCCCCGGGCCCGCUGCAGCCGCCACCAUGAGCUGGAGCUUCCUGACACGGCUGCUGGAGGAGAUCCACAACCACUCCACCUUCGUGGGCAAGCUGUGGCUCACUGUGCUCAUCGUCUUCCGCAUCGUGCUGACGGCCGUGGGCGGCGAGUCCAUCUACUACGACGAGCAGAGCAAGUUCGUCUGCAACACGGGCCAGCCGGGCUGCGAGAACGUCUGCUACGAUGCCUUCGCGCCCCUGUCCCACGUCCGCUUCUGGGUGUUCCAGAUCAUCGUGGUGUCCACGCCCUCCCUGCUGUACCUCUGCUACGCCAUCAACAAGAUUGCCCGGCUGGAGGAGGGGAAGGGGGCGGCGGGCGGCGGCGGGUUUGGCUCCAGGAAGCCGCGGGGCAAGAUGUUCCUGGGAAGGAGGCAGCACCGUGGCAUCGAGGAGGCAGAGGACGACCACGAAGAGGACCCCAUGAUCUACGAGGAGCCCGAAAUGGAGAGCCGCAGCGAGGCCACGCCGCGGGGGAAGGCCAAGACCCGGCACGACGGGCGGCAUCGCAUUAAAGAGGACGGGCUGAUGAAGAUCUACGUGCUGCAGCUGCUGACACGCACAGCGCUGGAGGUGGGCUUCCUGGCCGGGCAGUGCCUCCUCUACGGGUUUGCGGUUCAGCCGGUCUUCCAGUGCAACAGCAAGCCCUGCCCGCACAAAGUGGACUGCUUCGUUUCACGGCCCACCGAGAAGUCCAUCUUCCUGCGCAUCAUGUACGGCGUCACCGGUCUCUGCUUGACCCUCAACGUCUGGGAGAUGCUCCAUUUGGGGUUCGGCAGCAUGUGUGACAUCCUGCGCAGCAGGCAGUCCCCUCCCGAGGAGGACGAGUACCAGAUGAGCUCCGUCGGGGCAGGGGGCACAGGGGUGGCAGAGACGGAAGCGGCCCCUGGAGGGUACAGCAGCUACCCUUUCACCUGGAAUGCCCCGUCAGCCCCUCCAGGAUACAACAUUGUGGUGAAGCCUGAGCAGAUCCAGUACACCGACCUCAGCAACGCCAAGAUGGCCUGCAAGCAAAACAAAGCCAACAUUGCCCACGAGGAGCAGCAGCAGUUCGGCAGCAACGAGGACAACUUCCCGACUGCCGAGCCCCGCGGCUCCCUGCAGAAGGAGAUCCACGAGGUCCACGAGGGUCUGGAGGCGGCCCUCCAGGCCUACAGCGACCAGCACCACCACGGUGGCCCCCGCGGCCCCCACCCACACCCAAACAUCCCCAGCAGCCACGGGGACAGGAGGGCCAGGAGCGGCCCCCGGCACAGCACCAAAAAGACCGGGGCAGGGGACAGGGGGGGCAGCAGCAGCAGCAGCAACAGCAACAGCAAAUCAGCGGAGGCGAAACCCUCCGUCUGGAUCUAGCCCGCCCUGCCCACACCAAUCCCAGGGAUCCCUGCUCUGUGGAUCAGAGACUGGAAACCAGGCCUCCGUCUGGCACAGAGCAGAACACAAUCCACCUCACGGGCCCUUCUCCCUCCAGCAGGGACGUCAGGCCCUGUUUUUCCUGUAGGAAAGCUGCCCGUGUGCCUGCAGGGAGAACCGUGGCUGUGCUGUGGAAGCUGGACAUCAGGAAAGAGAGAACCCGAUUCAGGGGACACGUGCGUAGGCAGCAGACCGGGUCACUUGUUUUUCAUGCUGAGACCGUCUUCUUCAUGGAUCAGUAUGCUUCUUUAUCAUUUCGUGUUGUUUGUGCUUUGAUCGUUAUUUAUUUCCAUUUUUUUUCACAUUUGGAAUUGCCAGUUAUGUGCCGCCACACAUAAUCCUGGCCACAGCUGGCUGAUGGCGUGGCCAAGACUCGAUGGCAAAGUGUUGUCCACAGGGGUUGUGCAGCCCCCAUGGUGAGCCCCCUCUUUAACGCCCUGUAGUUCUGAAACAAGGUGAUGGCAUUGUAGAGUCUGGACGUUAAGAGUCGGACUGAGCCAUUUUGUCCCUGACGUUCUCAAGAUUUGUGGGGUAAAACUCUAUCGAAGUGCCUGGUUGAGAUCUGCAUCAGCUCCUUUAAUGAUGUUUAGAUUUACAUUCCAAGAUUUAAAAAAUAAUUGGCAAAAAAUAAUCUGCGCUUUCCAUUUUCAUUUUUAUACCAAAAAUGACUAAAUGAUGUGGAAUUUCGGUAGAAUUUUUUUCGUUCACACAAACAGACGUUCUGUUUCUGAGUUAAAAGGGAUCUAAGAGUUCUGGCUUAGCUGGCUUCUAGCUAUAUUUUUACAUCAGUUUUCCAGAUGGGGAGACAGUGAAAUAACAGAAGCAGAACUAACAGUACAGAAUGAUGAAGUACCAGCAUAUUGCAUUUGGAAAACAUUACACUGCAUGUAAGAGUGCACACUGGUGAUAAUCAGCUAACUUAUACAGGCAGUAAAAGGUUGUUUUUUGUUUUGUGUUGAUUUUCCUGAAAAUAUGGGGCAUUGAUUCCAUUCUUGUUUUUUAUUUGUAUGUUUUUUUUUUCUGAACUUAACACUAGUAUAAAUAUUUUUAAAAACAGUGUGCAAACAGGAGUCAUUUCGGUGUAGAGACAUCCAGUAAACAAGAGGUUUUUAUGGUGCUAGGAAGUACAGUUUUAUUUCUGUAUUUCCUGGGGCUUUUUCUUGCAGCUGGGGUUGGAAAGAGGAAGGUUCAGAUGCUGCAUUUCCAUGAAAGUGCCUUAUCAUCCAGCCAUAAGAACCGGGGUGAAGAACUCUUCAGUAACAGGCUUCCCGGCUCGGCGUUCCAGAGCAGAUGAGCCUCCUCUUUAAAGCCAUACACAAGAGACAGUGGAUUGCUGUCGACAGGUUUAAUGGGAUCCACAGGGGUCCUCUCAUCCUCGCAGCUCAGAAAGUGGAGUGUGACCAGCUUGCCUGUUUCCCCCCUGCAUGCUGCCAUGUCCUUCCUAGUCUUCCGUCAUUGAGACCAGCCACGUGUGAAAUUACCUGCCCAGGACUCGCUGGUACCAUGGUAUUUGCCCAGAGGCUGAUUGCUCCUGCUUAAUGAAAACCUGUUAUCAAACAGUGCCUGAAUUGAUUUUGGUGGCUGUGGCAAUGCUUUGAAGAGUUAAAAACUAGCCGUAGUUCAGGACAGUUAGCACUGAUGCCCAGAUUCCCCUUUACUGGGAGCUGGAGCCCAUCCUAUGAGCAGUGCGACAGGGUGGCCAGCGGGCACUCAGUCCUGGUGAAGGUACCUGGGCAGCAGUCAUCCCGAUGGGCUCCCAGCAUUCCACACCCCGCCAGCGCCAGCGCCAGCUCCGAUCUUCCUUUCGGACUUAGCAGUGCAGCUCCUGGUAGACAUUUUGCUCUCAGAAAAAAAGAAAGUGCUCAGGGAUUUUUCAGGGGGAGACAGCAUCCCAGUCGGAUGGCAUCCUGCAAAGAAAGGACUGCACCUCUGGAAGCAUACCGCCUGCUUCUCCCCCAGCGUGGCUGUUUUUUUAGGUUCUUGUUUUUGUCAUUUUUAAGUGCUUUUUUGAUCUUGAGUAGGGGGGCAUCUGCUGGCCAGAUGUGGUGGUGCCAGUGUAAACAUGUCAUGUGUGAGUCUGUCACUCCGCCGGAGCCCACAGCCCAAGAAACAUGGGGGGACUGUUGGGAACAUCUUCGCUGUUUCACUGCCUGCCAGACCCCAGGUGAUCUGGGUUGGAAGUAGGGUGUAAAAUGAACUGUGCAAACAGCCUACAAACAUAAUUGCUCUACUUGGGGAGGAGCAUUGUAACAUGGAAAAGGAUUUCAGAACUUCCUCUGUGGCUGCUCAUGCAGAAGGAAUGGAUAUGUUCCCUGUGUAAAAAUGGUGUAUUGUUACAAGUUAUCUGCUGUAAAUCAAAGCAGUCAUCAGAAAGAUAGAGUCUUCUCUAAUGCUGUGAAAUUGCUGGUCUGCAGUUUCAAAUUGCAUGAAAGGCAGAAGGUUCUCUUCUGCUAGAGCAGAGUUCAGGCGAUCUUCAUCAGGGAGAGGAGCAGAGAGGCACUCCCCAUUGCAGCACAAGUUCCCCGACCACUUGACCUCAGAAAUUACACCUAAAGAUUUAUUUUUCUGUGUCCGGCAAGAGAGGAAGUCAUCUCUGUUUAAGUUAUCGCCUUUCUUUCCUCUCUCUGGUUACUGUGAAAGUCAUAACCUUCCAAAGUAAAUGGACAUCUGCCACCCAGUCCUGCAGUCUUCCAGCAGGCAGGGCUUCUAUGCACAUACUCGCAUUUAUGAGCUUUGGAGUUUAAGCCAUCAGCACCACAUCCGCUGGAUAAUGUACCAGAUUUGUACUUAAGAAUUUAUACCUUGCUAGUGUUCUUCCGUUAAGAGGUUAUUUCUAAUUGUAAAUGAGGUUCUAGGCCUAACACUGUACUUAAGUAUUUAAAAAAGAAAACAAACUUCUUUGUAGCAAACCUGUCUGUUUAAAUAUAAGUUGGGAAUACCACAGCCAUGGCAAACAAGUUUACAUGUACAUACAUGAAAAGAGUUCAGUUUCAGUCUUCUAGGUCUAUAUUUUCAUAAUGUGCGUAAAACAUUUAUAUAAAACAGUUUUUGUUUUGCUUUCGUAUGUAUUCUGAAUGGGUUCAGAGAACACAGUUUUUUUAAAAAAGCUUGGUGAAGUUGUUUUUCUUUUGGGGCAUAUUGUUAAAGAUUUGUGAAUUAGUCUGAUAGUAAAAAGUCAAAAGCGAAGAAUCUAUAACGUACACGCUGAGCAGUGAACGGUGUGGUACUGAUGUCUCCAGUAGAUCCUGCCCUGGUGAGAGGUGUAGCUUGGCAUCACAGCUGGGCAGUGAAGCCCAAUGGAGGAGAUCAGACACUAUCGGGUUUGCAUGUUAUACCCUGGUCAGCUGGUGAACAUUGAAAUUUCUGAUAUCUGACUGGAUCUAUCCCAGUAUUGUCAGUUUUCACUGCCAUCCUGUGUCAUUUUUAACUGCCUUAAUAAAGAUGUCUGCAGAGUGCCAGCUCGGUGCUGCAGUGCCCAUCUUUGCUGUAGUCAGAGCUGGCCUCUUCCCCUCCAGAUUAAGGACAGUGGUCUUCCGCACGGAAUUAAUCCGAAAUCAGCGUCUGCAGGAAGCAAAGCAGGAAUAUGGAUCUGACAGUCCUCCAGUGGGCAGUCAGCUGUUCUGAAGUGGGCAGAAUUAAAACUGAGCUGAAUUUAAAUUUAGAAUUUAGACAUGAAACAUUUCAACUAUUUUGCUUUUGUCAUUUUCCUGGCUUUCCCCAAGUCCUGUGUCUCCUAGUGCUUACUGACAAGCUGAUGUGUGAUGUCUGAUGUCUGCUAGCAGUGCAGGCCUGCUUUUUGUGUUGGUUUCCUGUGGACUCAUUUUGGGAAUGAAUGAGUGUUAUAGCUCACAGUGCAGCGCUGUUCCUUCUGUUCUUGCCUGCAGGAGAACCCUGGCUGGGCUUCAGCUCUUCAUUGAUCAGCAGAUCAAUACUCUGAAAUACUCUGGGGCGGAGGGGUUAUUAGUUUUGAGCAGGUGACUGAGGAAACUGGUUUCGGCUAGCUAGACAUUUCCUUGUGUUGUGUGCUACUAUGUCCUUUUGAGGAUUUCAAACUCCUAGUGAACAGGGGCAGGAAUAGAAAUUGAAAAUAUGAAGGUUUUUCUUUGUAUUGACUGUGUGCCAAAGAAACGUGUGCUGUUUUUUAUACAGAAAAGGCAGUUUUAUUUACUCUUGAGAUUUCUCUAGAUAAAAGAGUUUUGCAUAUCAUUUUGACAAGCUUUAUUAAACCUUAUAGAUCUGAGAAUUCAAGUGAAACACCUGAAAAAGAGUCGUCCACAAUCCUUUUGAGCUUACAUUCCUAGUUCAGAAGAAACAAUAAGUUGUGUGCUAACAGGAGGGAGUGUUUUUUUUGUUAUUCAUACCUUUCUAAUUAAAAUUGAUUGAAAUUUAAUGAAUCCUCCAUUAUCAACAGUAUAAUUAAAACUAUUGUUCAAAACAAAACCAGAGAGCAAGCCAUUUGUAAAACAAAUGGAUGCCAGAGCUCUCAAACCAGUAAAUCAGACCCACUCAGCAGCUUGAAGAUACUGUACCAUGCCUGAAUUGUGUCUGUUCUUCAUGUUGUUGAGCACACAAAUCUGACUUCAGUCUGAUUUAUUGAUCAGGGCAGGAAUACUGGAAUACACCCCUUGAUGUGUUAAGAAGUAAUGGGAUUAAACUGUGUUUAAGGGUUAGCUGUGAUUAUAAGGAGGACAAAAUGAAGAUGAGGCAUUGAAAAGGAGGGGAGUGUAGUUUUGUUUCCAGGUUGGCAGAGCAAGUGCCUUUUUCCGUUGUUGUUUCAAGGACACAUUUAAAGACCCAAAGCAUUUUACAGAGCUUCUUCCUGCGUGCAGAUCUCCUACUGCCCUCCGACGUACUGUACACACCCCCUUACACAUCCCGAACAAUCCAGUACAGACCAGUGUCCCUUCAAGUGGAGGCAAAGGACACGUCCUUAAACCAUGGAAGAACCACUUGCUUGACUUCCUAUAGCAACAGCAAUACUGAUUCAUGUUUGAUAACUAUUUAUGCAAAACGUACAUUCAGACACAGUCUUAAAUAGCAAAGCGAGGAAGAAUGAGACCUGUGUCUUUCUUUAAGCUUGCUCUUUAAUGAAAACAGUAGUCAGGUUUGUCAUUAAUGUCCUUCUCUUUCUCGUGUGGAGACACUCAUGAUGUUUUUCUUUCCGUCAGCCUGUCAUAUUCAAGUAGUUUAUUCUGCUAGUGUUUUGAUUUAUUUUCCUGGGUACUGGGACUUUGCUACUGCCUUAAUUGAAAAAACACAGUGGUCCAAUAAAACCUAUCUGACUCUACCAGUACGAAAGCAGCAUUUAUGUGAUGCAACAUAAUUAUAAAUGAAGUCUUCUCUGUUUCCUACUAUUCAAUGUAUUAUUUUGCUUUAAAUUAGCAUCCUUGCUAAUUAUUGACUUGAGGUUCCUCAGUCUACUGUAUGAUGAAACAGGAUUUCACUUCUGAUUGGAGGAACAAGUAUGUGCAGCUGAUCAGACAGCCAUGUAUGAAUUAUAUUUACAGAACUGCUUCCGAUUCUGUUCACAUUUGCUGUUAUCACCUCAUUAUUACAUUUUCUCUUGUUUUUUUUUUAUUGCUUUGUAGUAAAUGCAAAAUUGUUUGAAAGUGGCAAGCUGGAGUUCAGCUGUGUGAAUACUUCCAUUUUUUAAUUACUUUUGUAAGGAAAUAUUAAUGCAUGUCCAGAACUAUUUUGCUAAAAAAACUGUAAAUAAAAAAUUUCAUCUUU
Messenger RNA from Lepisosteus oculatus (spotted gar), 8398 nucleotides. RefSeq names its product gap junction protein gamma 1 (gene gjc1). Lineage: Eukaryota; Metazoa; Chordata; Actinopteri; Semionotiformes; Lepisosteidae. Gene Ontology annotation, biological process: cell-cell signaling. Gene Ontology annotation, molecular function: gap junction channel activity. Gene Ontology annotation, cellular component: connexin complex. The record is from RefSeq and is a predicted model, not a curated record.